This is a messenger RNA of Chinchilla lanigera (long-tailed chinchilla), 864 nucleotides long. It is a transcript of the gene Vax1, whose product is annotated as ventral anterior homeobox 1. NCBI's taxonomy places the organism in Eukaryota, Metazoa, Chordata, Mammalia, Rodentia, Chinchillidae. The coding region runs from base 1 to 864 and encodes 287 amino acids. Gene Ontology annotation, biological process: brain development; neuron differentiation; regulation of DNA-templated transcription. The transcript has 4 exons. The record is from RefSeq and is a predicted model, not a curated record. Gene Ontology annotation, molecular function: DNA-binding transcription factor activity, RNA polymerase II-specific; DNA binding.
AUGUUCGGGAAACCAGACAAAAUGGACGUCCGGUGCCACUCGGACACCGAGGCCGCCCGGGUCUCGAAGAAUGCGCACAAGGAGAGCCGAGAGAUCAAGGGCGCGGAGGGGAACCUCCCCGCCGCCUUCCUCAAGGAGCCGCAGGGUGCCUUUUCGGCGUCGGGCGCUGCGGAAGAUUGUAACAAAAGUAAAUCCAGUUCCGCAGCCGACCCGGAUUAUUGCCGCCGGAUCCUAGUCCGAGAUGCCAAGGGGUCCAUCCGCGAGAUCAUCCUGCCCAAGGGCUUGGAUCUGGACCGGCCCAAGAGGACGCGCACGUCCUUCACCGCGGAGCAGCUCUACCGGCUGGAGAUGGAGUUCCAGCGCUGCCAAUACGUGGUGGGCCGCGAGAGAACGGAGCUCGCCCGGCAGCUCAACCUCUCCGAGACCCAGGUGAAGGUCUGGUUCCAGAACCGGCGCACCAAGCAGAAGAAGGAUCAGGGCAAGGACUCGGAGCUGCGCUCGGUGGUGUCAGAGACCGCGGCCACGUGCAGCGUGCUGCGGCUGCUGGAGCAAGGCCGCCUGCUGUCCCCGCCUGGCCUGCCUGCGCUGCUGCCGCCUUGCGCCACGGGCGCUCUCGGCUCGGCGCUGCGCGGACCCAGCCUACCGGCGGGAGCGCCGGCCGCGGGCCACGGCCUCUUCAGCCUGCCGGUGCCCUCGCUGCUCGGCUCGGUCGCCAGCCGCCUGUCUUCCGCCCCGUUGACAAUGGCUGGUUCGCUAGCCGGGAAUUUACAAGAACUCUCCGCCAGGUACCUGAGCUCCUCGGCCUUCGAGCCUUACUCCCGGACCAACAAUAAAGAAGGGGCCGAGAAAAAAGCGCUGGACUGA